Molecule: messenger RNA, 1027 nt
Organism: Brachypodium distachyon (stiff brome)
Lineage: Eukaryota; Viridiplantae; Streptophyta; Magnoliopsida; Poales; Poaceae
Product: rac-like GTP-binding protein 7
Exons: 7
Coding region: 111-710 (199 amino acids)
Biological process (GO): regulation of cell shape; cortical cytoskeleton organization; small GTPase-mediated signal transduction
Cellular component (GO): cytoplasmic vesicle; cell projection; nucleus
Molecular function (GO): GTPase activity; GTP binding; protein kinase binding
Source: RefSeq, a predicted model, not a curated record
UGCUGACCUGCUGCCUCUGCCGGCCAUGGCAUAGCUAGCUCACCAACCAAACCAACCCACAGCACAACAUCAAACGGCAGCAGGUGAGCGGCUCAUCGAGGGUCGAGGAGAUGAGCACGUCGAGGUUCAUCAAGUGCGUGACGGUGGGCGACGGCGCCGUCGGCAAGACCUGCAUGCUCAUCUCCUACACCAGCAACACUUUCCCCACGGACUACGUGCCCACGGUGUUCGACAACUUCAGCGCCAACGUUGUCGUCGACGGCAACACCGUCAACCUCGGCCUCUGGGAUACCGCUGGACAGGAGGACUACAACAGGCUGAGGCCUCUCAGCUACAGAGGGGCAGAUGUCUUCCUCUUGGCAUUUUCCCUCAUCAGCAAAGCAAGCUAUGAGAAUAUUCACAAGAAGUGGAUACCAGAGCUGAGGCAUUAUGCUCCCAAUGUGCCUAUCGUCCUAGUUGGAACAAAGCUUGCAGACUUGCGUGAGGACAAGCAAUUUUUCCUCGAACACCCCGGUUUAGCACCUAUCUCCACUGCACAGGGGGAGGAGCUGAAGAAGAUGAUAGGUGCCGCGGCGUACAUAGAAUGCAGCUCCAAGACGCAACAGAAUGUCAAGUCCGUGUUUGACUCCGCGAUAAAAGUGGUGCUCUGCCCGCCGAAGGUGAAGAGGAGGAACAGCACCAGGAAGCAGAGGAGUUGUUGGAUCCUAUGACCAUCGAGUGGACAACUGAAAGCGUUUUUCUUUAUAUAUUGUCGUGGCUGUGUUGCAGCUGUUAGAUGCCGUUUGGGUAAAUUUGAUGUGUUGUGACGAGCAAUCCAACUAUGUAUUACGAGGAGCAUCUUAGUGCUUCCUAUGUAUGUAUUGUGACGAGCAUUACGAGGUGUAGUAGUAUCCUUGGUUGGUUCAGACCUCAGACUGCAAUGACUUGGCCUGUUUCUGUUGCCACUUUCUGUUGGCUCUUUCCACCGUGUUGCGUUCUGUCGUGAUCACUGUUUAAGUAAAAGAAAGAAAACCGGCUGUGACUUGUA